AUGCAAGGAAUAUCUACAAUAUUAUUGUCCUGCUUAUUAUCACUACCAUUUCUAGUUCAAUUACGCCCUUAUUUUCCAAAUAUCAAACAAAUGUCGCAAUCUAUGCUCGAAGAAUCUAUGAACAAAAAUAUAGGAUAUAAUUAUGGAGACCAAAUCAAUAUCGGUUUCAGUGAUUUCGAACUUAUUCAGGCCAAAAAUCGUGAAGUUGAACUCCAACAAAAGUAUGAUUUAACUGCAAUUGUACUUCAUUGGAAGCGAUCAGACAGUACCAAAAUCGUUGUAGAUUAUUUACUUCAUUCUAAUCUGUUCAAAGAAAUUAUCAUUUGGAAUAAUAAUCCACAAAUUAAUCUUGAAAAAUCUCUAUUUCAAAACUAUAAUCAUUCAUUAGAGUCUAUUCGUAUAAUUAAUUCAAAAGAGAAUCUCAAAGAUCAAGCUAAAUAUCGUGCAUGCGUUGAAGCAAAAACAAUGGCUUGUUUCUAUGUGGAUGAUGAUUGGGAUGCAUCAUCCUAUUUGAAAAGUCUCGUAGCUGAUUUUAGCGCUGCUCCAUAUGNUAGUUCCUUUAGUGCGUAA
Messenger RNA from Rotaria socialis, 570 nucleotides. NCBI's taxonomy places the organism in Eukaryota, Metazoa, Rotifera, Eurotatoria, Philodinida, Philodinidae. The record is from the annotation of a GenBank genome assembly.